AUGAAUUUCGGGAAUACACAGCUAGCUUUACAGUAUAACGAUUCAAGACGAUCACCCAAACGUGAGUAUGGACACAACUAUGGAAAACCUCCUUUUUCAGCAGGGCCAAACAACAUGAACUUUCGGCUGGUCCCGGAAGGGCCUAAAAGUGACAUGAUUAAUCCAAAUGACGGUUCAUCACUUCGGAUCAAGAAUGCACAUCUAAACGCUUCACCAGAGAUGCACCAGCUCAUUAGUGAAAAAUUCGGCCAUGAAUAUGGUGAGCAACUAGGGGAAAAAGAGUUAGAACAGUACCACGAACAAACCAGUAAGAUAUUAGAUCUUUUCAAGAAGGCUCAAAUACUUGCGAGAAAUUCUAAGAUUUCUCGUAUAAAGGCGUGUAGCCAGCGGCUAAAAGUAGAACAGCAACUAAGGAAGCAAGAAAGAAAAUCUCUGGAGAAACUGGAACUCAGGAAAAGGGGAAGACUUGAUUUAUGUCGGAUGAUGCCAUCGUAUCCUUGUGCCUUUGAUGAGGCGGAGCUGGCAGUAGAUGAUUUUAAUCCAAGACGAAUAUAUACGGGAGAUAAGAAACCUCCUUCAAGAUUUUAUGGAAACAGUCCAGUAAAUUCUCCAUCAUAUUAUGGCCAAUCAAGAACAGCAUCUCCAUAUGAGGGAGAUUCAGAUGCCUGA
Brettanomyces bruxellensis is the source of this 669-nucleotide messenger RNA. RefSeq lists its product as uncharacterized. The record is from RefSeq and is a predicted model, not a curated record. Bases 1 to 669 code for a protein of 222 amino acids. Lineage: Eukaryota; Fungi; Ascomycota; Pichiomycetes; Pichiales; Pichiaceae. The transcript has a single exon.